AGGUUUAUGCCAUCUUGCUGUCUGCCUUUAUUCAUCUAGUGAAUCAUGAGAAGCUGAACAUUGGAUUCUUUCAACAAUGACUACAUGAUGUGACUCUAGCCUUACCCUAAUAGACAUGCAAAUAGUAAUAACAGAUCAGGAAUCAGUUUAAAUCCAUACAUUGGCAAUAGUCCAUUGACUUUCUCAUCUUAGGAACUGAUUGUAUAUGCUAGAAUUGGAAUGGAUGGGGCAAAUGAGGUAAAGGAGAAACUGUUCAAAGUUAUUAUUGUUGGAGAUUCUCUAGUCGGGAAAACUACAUUUGUUCACAGAUAUGUUAGUGGCAAGUUUGAUCCAGGCUUCAAGACAACUGUUGGUGUUGAUUUUGCACUAAAGAAGAUAGAGAGAUCCAAACAGGACAUUGUGAGGCUUCAGUUAUGGGACAUUGCAGGUCAAGAGAGAGUGAGCUCAUUGACAAGAGUUUACUACAAAGAUGCUUCAGCUUGUGUUAUUAUGUUUGAUGUUACACAACGCAAGACAUUCAACAGUGUUAUGAAUUGGAAGAAUGAUGUUGAAAAGAAAGUGACAUUAUCAAAUGGAACCCCUGUUCCCUGCCUUUUACUUGCCAAUAAGAUUGAUCUACCUUCACCUGAUGUGAGAGAAGAAGAGAUCAAAGAAUUAUGUCAUAAAAAUAACUUUAUAGGAUGGAAUAAGAUUUCAGUCAAAGACAACACCAACAUCGAUCAAUCUAUGAACUUCCUUGUUGAGGAAAUGCUAGUGCAGACUUCUAUGGCAAGAGAGUUAUCCUAUGCAGAAGGACGGAUAGACAGUGAUGGUAGGAUACAAGUGCAAUCUGAGAACAAGUCUAGGAUAUCAUGCUGCUCUUAAUAUACAGUGUGCAAGUUCUGAUAUUGUAGAGUAUAUCAUGAUGAGGAAACAUAACAUAUUGAAAUAUUGUGUAAAUUAGAAACUAUACAAAGACUACAGCUCUUAAAAUGAUUAUUAAGACCACAUGCCAAAACUUUGUAUCCACAAUCUGAGUAGGAGAUAUCUUGAAAAGAAUGCGCACACCCAUGAUGGGGAUGUAGUGGCAUUUGAUCCAGGGGGAUGAGAUGAUCUAUCAUAUUGUUCUUGAUAAUAGAAGUUGCAUUGAGGUGAUUGUAUGUCCCAUCUAUCUCACUGAUUGGAAUUCUGGUUGCACGUUGUACAAACCCCGAUGCCCCAUAUAUUUGGUCUACAAUCAUCAUAAGGUGGCAGUAGGGUCCUGCUAAUUAUGAUAGUGGCCCCCCCGGGGAUAGGUGGCAUAUGAUGUGUCAUAUGUUUACUGCAGAGUUGUACAAAGUCAUAGAUUCAUCAUAGCCCUUAACCCUAUCUAGCCUUGGGUAUUUUGGAAAAUCAUAUAGCGGGGGGGGGGGGGGGGGGGGGGCUCGCAGGCUCCACUUGAGAUCUCAGACCUCAACAGCGCGAUCAUGCUGAAAAUUGGCAUGCACGUCAUCUGGGACAUAAUCUACAAAAUUGUAUUGUAAUUUAUUUCAUGCAAAUUGCUAUGAAUUGAUUAUGCUAAUUCAUGCAUAUUCAAAAUCAUACUUUUUCUUCUAACUCCCUAAAAUAGAGCUCCAAAUGUUCUAAUUUUUGGUGUAGAAACUCUUUGUGGUGUUCUUACCAAAUUUACGUUAAAAAAUUGCGAUAUCAGAUAAAUUUCUUAAGUAUUUUAUUUUAUUUUUUUUGCAAUUUCUUAUGUAUUGUUUCAAUAAACUUUAUGAUGGACUGUUUUGAGAUCAUAAACAACAAAAACUAAAUCGAUUUAGACCAGCAAAACUAAACAUGAUUUCUACUACCAGGAUGAUCAACAUCUUUUGUAUUAUUAAACAGGUAUUCUUGUCCAUUUUUGGUCAAACUGCACUAUUAGAUAUAUCUAGUGCAGUAUUUAUUUCAUUCCAAACAAUUUUUAAUGGAUAUGCCAAAGAUAAUGUGCAUAAAUUGAAAAGUGUUUGUGAUAUAAUUGAAUGAAGUGUUGAAGCUGUUGGAAAUACAUUCCGAUGGAAAGUAGUUCCAUUCUAUUGAAUCUUUUUUUUGUAAUAUCAUGUUUAAAAAAAAAAUAUUAAUCAUUAUAUCUCAUGUUCAUUGUUAAAUCUGAUAUUAGUCAAAGGCUGUGAUUAUUUGUUUGAGCAUAUAAGAAUUACCAUUGAUGUGGAUCUCUUCCCCAAAUAUCAAUGGAAUUUUCUGUCUUCUCAAGUGAUUAGGGAUUCUUGUUCUUUGCUAUUACCUAAAGUAAUGACAGACAAUAUUUUGUAAAUAUUUCUGCCCAAAAGAAAACCAGGUGUUUAUGAAUUUUAUAUUGUUUUUUCUUCUAUGACAGUAAAAUGUGUAAAUGUGUAAAAUGUGUAAAGGUAGCUUGCAGUCAUUAUUGUACAGUAUUGUACAAGGAUUUAAAUCUAAAGGUAUCAAUUAUGCUUGAUACUGAGUUUCUGAAACAGUACUGAAAAUAUCGUUUGAAGUGCAAUGCGAUUUAAUAAAACUCACUAUGUGUUGAAAGAAUGUACAAAAGAAUUGUUAUCUGACAAUGAACAGUCUUAGCAAAACUACAUUCUAGCAUAUACAAAGGAAUAGCUUUGAUGUGAAAUAAGGGUACAUUUUAAAUUUCUUCUAUAUUUUUCUCAUACUGUACACCACACAUUACAAUGAAUUAUGUAACGAAGUAAAAAGUAUCAAUUGAAAAUAGAAAUCACUGAAAGAAUAUUGUAUGAAGAUAUAACUUUAAAAUUGUGCAAUAAGGAACGUAGAGAACCAUACGUUUGCCCGUAAAAUUUCGGUUAAUAGUGCCCGAGAACAUGUAUGUGAAUAACUAUUUUUUAAAUCACCCCUUUUUUGAGAACUGAGCUGCCCAUCGUGCAAGCCUCUCAAAAAUUGGCAUAAUAGUGUAAAUUAUGCUAAUUUAUGCAUAAAUCACUUUUUCUCUCACUUGCUAAAUAAAGUUCCUAGAAUGCUCA
This is a messenger RNA of Lytechinus pictus (painted urchin), 2966 nucleotides long. Its product is annotated as ras-related protein Rab-7L1-like. The coding region runs from base 220 to 864 and encodes 214 amino acids. The transcript has 6 exons. Gene Ontology annotation, biological process: endosome to lysosome transport; phagosome-lysosome fusion. Gene Ontology annotation, molecular function: GTPase activity; GTP binding. Gene Ontology annotation, cellular component: late endosome; phagocytic vesicle; lysosome. The record is from RefSeq and is a predicted model, not a curated record. Lineage: Eukaryota; Metazoa; Echinodermata; Echinoidea; Temnopleuroida; Toxopneustidae.